Messenger RNA from Sorex araneus (European shrew), 1420 nucleotides. Its product is annotated as heat shock transcription factor, X-linked. NCBI's taxonomy places the organism in Eukaryota, Metazoa, Chordata, Mammalia, Eulipotyphla, Soricidae. The transcript is spliced from 2 exons. Gene Ontology annotation, biological process: regulation of DNA-templated transcription. The record is from RefSeq and is a predicted model, not a curated record. Bases 1 to 1356 code for a protein of 451 amino acids. Gene Ontology annotation, molecular function: DNA-binding transcription factor activity; sequence-specific DNA binding.
AUGUCCAGGGCUGGGUUCAAAGGGGACCCCUUGCCCAUUGAUGACGUCAGCCCGGGCCUGGCUUCCGGCGCCAUUUUGCCCGGUGCCCGCCACGUGUCCGAGCGAGGCCGUGGCCAGCGGCCACAGUGCGCAGAGCCGAGGUCGCGUCCGUCCCCGGAGGAAGCCGCGGGGAUGGCCAGCCCAGCUCGGGCCCAGACCCCAGGCGAGCCCCCUCCGGGGUGCGCAGAACAGGGCCCUUCAGCGCCCGCAGCCCGCGCUGAGCCGUCCAGGCAGGGCACGGCCUCCCCUCGGGGGUCCGAGCCGCUGCCGACCAGCCCCGCCAGCCCAGGGCAGCGCCCCGAAGGCGCGUCCGUGGCGCCGCCGCCGGCAGCGGCGGCCACCCAGGGCUCCCCGGGAAAAGAGGGUUCGCUCGAGACCCCCAGCGUCUUCCCAUACCCCGAGUCCCAGGCCAGGCGGCGGCGGCGGCGGCGGCGGAUGCGCAAACACGCACAAAACCAAUUCCUGUACUGCCACUUCCCCAAGAAGCUUUGGAGGAUGGUCAGUAGCGACAGGUUCCAGUCCAUCCGCUGGGCCGAAGACGGCACGUGCAUCUGCAUCGACAAGCAGCUCUUCCAGCGCGAGGUCCUGGACAAGCAGGGUCCCGACCGCAUCUUCCACACGAGCAGCAUGAAGAACUUCGAGCGCCAGCUCAACCUGUACGGCUUCACCAGGGUGCGCGCCCAGACGCAGUCCUACACCUGCCUCCUCACGCCCGAGGCCAACGGGCGCUACAACUUCUCCAAGAUACACUACUAUAUUAACCCCUCAUUCAAGAGGGACAACCCGAACCUCCUGAAGCAGAUGCGGAGGAGGGUGAGGAGAAGCCGGAGGCUGUGCUUGGACUCUGCUUGGAACUACCAGAGCAGUUCCACAGCGGUGCCCCCUGCACAGGGACCCACACUCUACUGGCAGCAGCAUCUGCCAUCUGCCCCGCAGGGGCCGCCGGCGCCUCCCAUACACCCCCAAGGUGGCCCAGCUGCCGGCCUGCAGGAGCCCAACUCGGGACUGCCAGCUCCAGGCGCCGCCCAGCUGGACACUGCACACGAGUCCAGCCGACCCAUCGGCGGUGCCCACCCCGAAGCCACUGAGGCCUCCUCGCCCAGGGGCCAGGCCUUCACUGUGGUGGUCCCCCACCCUGUGAUAGUGAGGCCUGGCCAGGACCCCCUGUGGGCCGUCGGCCCCGUGAUUUCCAUGCAGAGCCUGGCUAACGGGCCUGAGCAGAACGUCACCGUCCUGGUGCCUGUCCCCGUGGUGCUGCCCGUCCUGCAGCUUCGUGUGCACCUGCUGCCUCCCCAAGCAGACCCCAGGCCCCUGUAGCUGCUCCAACCCCGUGCCCGGCCGCUGCCAUAUGGUUGCUCACUACCGCUGCACCUGCACCUUC